GCGACAUGUCUGAGCGUGCGGGGUCCAGGUCCGGAUCGGGGAUGCCGAGGCCCGGCGCGGCACGUCCCAUCGGGGCGGAGGCUCUGGUGGCCCUGCUGGAGGGGGGGCUGGACCGGGUGGUGCUGAUCGACAGCCGGCCCUUCGUGGACUACAACGCCUCCCACAUCCUGGAGGCGGUGAACGUGAACUGCUCCAAGCUGAUGAAGAGGCGGCUGCAGCAGGACAAGGUGCAGAUCGCUGAGCUGCUGCAGCAUUCAGCCAAGAAGAAGUUGGAGCUGCAGGCCGAUCAGGAGGUCGUCGUGUACGAUCAGAGCUCUACGGAUCCGGCCGCUCUCAGCUCCGAGUCCUUCCUCGGUGUCCUGCUGGUUAAGCUGGAGAGGAGCUUCCCCUCGGUACACCUGCUCUCAGGUGGGUUCUCCGAGUUCUCGCACCUGUUUCCUGGUCUCUGUGAGGGGAAGUCCACGCUGGUUCCCUCCUGCAUCUCUCAGCCCUGCCUGCCCAUCACCAACGUCGGGCCGACCCGUAUCCUGCCUCACCUGUACCUGGGCUGCCAGAGGGACGUCCUCAACAAGGAUCUGAUGCAGCAGAACGACAUCGCCUACGUCCUGAACGCCAGCAACACCUGCCCCAAACCAGACUUCAUCCCAGAGUCGCACUUCCUCAGAGUCCCCGUCAACGACUCCUUCUGCGAGAAGAUCCUGCCGUGGUUGGACCGAUCGGUGGAGUUCAUAGAGAAGGCCAAAGCCUCCAACUCCCGAGUCCUGGUCCACUGCCUGGCUGGAAUCUCCCGCUCGGCCACCAUCGCCAUCGCCUACAUCAUGAAGAGGAUGGACAUGUCGCUGGACGAGGCGUACAGGUUCGUGAAGGAGAAGCGGCCGACCAUCUCGCCAAACUUCAACUUCCUGGGUCAGCUGCUGGACUUUGAGAAGAAGAUAAAAAGUCCUCCUGGUACCGAGACCAAACCGAAGCCCCUCCAUUCUCCGGAGCCCAGCGGUGAGUCGACCAUUCAGCCCGAGGACCCGGUCCCGGCGCCUGGCGUGGCACUGCUGGAACCUCUCACCCUGCCGUGCGUUUUAGCCGACGCCCCCGAGGAGCGCCUGCUGGCUCAGGCUCUGAGUGGCCUGCAGCUCGCCGACGGCUCUGAAGACAGCGCCCGGCUGAAGCGCUCCUUCUCUCUGGACAUCAAGUCAUACGGCGAGCCCGGCGGGAGUGCUGCUCACCGAGUGUUCGCACCUCACAGCGGGUCAGGGGACACCGGUGACUUUUACAAGCCAUCAUCCUUUAAAGAGACGACCAGUAAACCGUGCCAGUUCUCACCAGUGGAGGAGGUGUCGGAGCAGUCCACGCCGGAGCAGAGCCCUGACAAGGAGGAGGCGGACAGCCCGCAGCGAACCGCGCCGCCAGCCUCCAACAGCUUCACCAAACCUCCGCCUGCCGCUCCAACCAACUGUCCUCACCCACUGCACCGGAGCGGCAGCAUGGAGGAGAACGCCACCAGCUUCCUGUUUGGCCUCUCCCGCAGCCAGCAGCACCUCGCGAAACCGGGAGGCGGCACCGCUCUGAAAGGCUGGCACUCGGACAUCCUGCUGGGGCCCGUCACAGUCUCCACUUCCUCUCUGGCUGGCGGUUGGUACCUCUCUUCGGAGUCGACGCGCUUCUACUCCACAUCGGCCAUCCUGAGCGGCGGCGGCUUCACGGCUUACAGCUGCAGCCACGGAUUGGAGGCGGUACGGCGGCGACAGCGGACAUGUGACCGCGGGGACUCGAGGAGGAGCUGGCAUGAAGAAAGCAGCUUCGAGAAGCAGCUGAAGCGGCGCAGCUGCCAGAUGGAGUUUGGAGACGGAAUGACGGACAGCCGCUCCAGAGAGGAAAUGGGGACGGCGGGGAGUCAGUCGAGCUUCUCGGGUAGCAUGGAGGUCAUUGAGGUGUCGUGAGGCCGAGUUCACACACCAUCAGGAGGGUGCCGAAGCUGCUGCAGCUUCCAGCUGCUCAAGGAAAAUGUGCAGCACACAUCGGCGGCGCUGCUGUGCGUCACGGGGGGAGGGCGAGGAGCCACAGUCUGCAGUGUUUUUAAAUCCAGAUUAAAAUCAAACCAGGUGAUAAAUAAAUCACAGAAUAUACGUUUGCAGCAAGGAGUGCGAAUCUGAGAGGGAGGAGCCUCUCACCACUCCGCAGCCAACUUGGUAACGCCUCCAGGCAGUUAGCUUUAAUCUCAUUGGUGACCGUCAUGAGUCGUAAUUGGAUCCUGUGGCGGGCCGGUUCUGGCCCCCCGGACCAUAUGUUUGACAUCACAUUGGUCAGGUGGCAUAAAUGCGCCUCAGACCUGUCUGAUGAUGAUGCGUCACAGUAACUCCCCAAUAAGUGCCUUUAACUGUUUCCAGAUGGCUGCGGAGCGGUGAAGGAGUCUAUGACCGAUGGGGAGGGGCUCACAACAGUGCUGCAGCUUUAAGGGGGCGUGUCCAGAGCAUGAUGUAAACUCAGUGUUUUUAUAGGGUUAAAGCUUCAUGUGACCUCUGACCCUGACUGAUCCUGGUACAUGUGCAGGAAGAAGCAGAGUGAACUCGUUAAAGGGUGGAAGCGCCACUCAGACAGUUAAAAACAGGAAGUGCUGGGGCGCCUGGGUGGCUUAGUGGUGAAGCCGGCGACCACAUACAUAUGCCGCGGGCAGCGCGGGUUUGCGUCCCGGCCUGUCGCCAAUUUGCCCGCGUGUCUUCCCCUGUAUCUUUCCCCCAUUUCCUGUCUCUCUCCACUGCUAACAAAAGCUGCUGUGGCCAAAAAAAACAGGAAGUGCUGUCACAUGAAGCAUGUCCAAUCAGAGAGCAGAAAUCAGCUCUGAUUGUUCGUUCGCCGCUGCCUGAGGGACUCGCACCCUUAAGGUAGAAACUUUAUUUUAUCGUUUUAAUGAAGUCGUGAUUGAAAACUGUCACUGUAGUAAUCAAUAAGACCACCAGGGGGCAGUGCUCACUACAGGCUGUCAGCUUUGGGACGAUUUUUUCUGAUUUCUGACCUUGUAAUAGACACAGUGAUUGGUUGAUGUGGAAAUUAAUCAGCACAUUGAUUGAUGACAAGCGUUGGAGGAGUCGCCGAUGUGUGUUGCUGCUGUGACUUUGUGAAGACUCGGAGCCUUCGGAGCAAUCUGAUCGACCUGAUCAAUGACAGGAAGUGAAACAAACCUGCCGUUUCUCUCAGAGAAGGGGGGGGGGGGGGGUGAAGGAGCUCGUUGGCAGGUAAACUCUCAGGUGUCCUCUGAGGCCAAUCAGAGAAUUAUGGCCUCACCUGGACGGACAGCAGGUCAUGUGAUCACAGACGUAUUCACAGGUAAUCUUGCACUACUGUGGUGUGGAGGUUUGAUUCAAAGUGUAUGAAAAAUAAAACCAAUUUUUCAAA
This is a messenger RNA of Archocentrus centrarchus (flier cichlid), 3387 nucleotides long. It is a transcript of the gene dusp16, whose product is annotated as dual specificity phosphatase 16. Lineage: Eukaryota; Metazoa; Chordata; Actinopteri; Cichliformes; Cichlidae. The record is from RefSeq and is a predicted model, not a curated record. Bases 6 to 1934 code for a protein of 642 amino acids. Gene Ontology annotation, biological process: negative regulation of MAPK cascade; peptidyl-tyrosine dephosphorylation. Gene Ontology annotation, molecular function: protein tyrosine/threonine phosphatase activity; MAP kinase tyrosine/serine/threonine phosphatase activity; MAP kinase tyrosine phosphatase activity. The transcript has 6 exons. Gene Ontology annotation, cellular component: nucleus; cytoplasm.